CAAACACUGCUCACAGUGGGAGAGUUAAUGGUUUAUGCUAUACAAAUGAUGGACUUCAUCUGUUGACUGUUGGUACAGAUGAGCGGAUGCGACUCUGGGAUAGCUGCACUGGAGAAAACACAUUAGUGAAUUAUGGGAGAGUUUAUAAUGACAGCAAAAAAGGACUCAAAUUCGCUGUCUCUAGUGGCUGUAAUCCAGAGUUUGUCUUUGUACCAUAUGAUAAUGCCAUUGCUGUUUAUACAGUUCUCACAGGAGAACUGGUAAAUAUGCUUAAAGGACAUUAUAGUGGUAUUAACUGCUGUGUAUUUCAACAUAAUUUUCAGGAACUUUAUAGUUGUGGCAGAGAUCACAAUAUCCUUUCGUGGAUACCAGCUUUUCAAGAUGCAGACCUUGAUGACACUUCUGAAAGGCUUUUAAAUCCAACAUAUGAAGAUACAUGGAGCAGCAGUGAUGAUGAAGAAUGA
Messenger RNA from Mesitornis unicolor (brown roatelo), 464 nucleotides. Its product is annotated as DNA excision repair protein ERCC-8-like. Gene Ontology annotation, cellular component: Cul4A-RING E3 ubiquitin ligase complex; nucleotide-excision repair complex. Gene Ontology annotation, molecular function: protein binding. The annotation marks the transcript as partial. Gene Ontology annotation, biological process: proteasome-mediated ubiquitin-dependent protein catabolic process; protein polyubiquitination; transcription-coupled nucleotide-excision repair. NCBI's taxonomy places the organism in Eukaryota, Metazoa, Chordata, Aves, Mesitornithiformes, Mesitornithidae. The transcript is spliced from 4 exons. The record is from RefSeq and is a predicted model, not a curated record.